Messenger RNA from Drosophila grimshawi, 2598 nucleotides. RefSeq names its product somatostatin receptor type 2 (gene AstC-R2). The record is from RefSeq and is a predicted model, not a curated record. Gene Ontology annotation, biological process: G protein-coupled receptor signaling pathway. Gene Ontology annotation, cellular component: membrane; neuron projection. Bases 288 to 1946 code for a protein of 552 amino acids. NCBI's taxonomy places the organism in Eukaryota, Metazoa, Arthropoda, Insecta, Diptera, Drosophilidae. Gene Ontology annotation, molecular function: peptide binding; somatostatin receptor activity. The transcript has 2 exons.
CAACAAAAUCGAGAGAACUGAAAUUAUGUGACGGCUGCUCUGUGUGUGGUCGUCGACAUUUUGGUAUCCUGAAACCACCAUCCACGCAUCCAUGAUGGCAAACAUAUCAAAAUAUUUGAGUUUUAGCAGCAGGCAUCAGCUAAUGGGCGUUGCCCGGCAUUGAAAAUUAGCCAGGCGCACAUUCAACGAAGUUGACAAUUCCAGCAGGAGUAGGAGCAGGAGUCGUAGCUGGAACAGGAUUAGUAGCGGCGGCAUCAGUAGGAGAACAACAAAGCCGCACAACAAACAUGAAAGGCUACUCGAAACCAAAUGGUGCCGCUAACCGCAGCUGCCACAAGGACCAUCAUGUCCAUGGCGGCUAUAGCAUCCUGUUAUUUGUGCUGACAUCGCUGACACUAACGAGCUUAAUAACGCCCACAGAGCAGUUGACAGCGACAUCAUCCUCGACGUCGACGUUGCCCAAUGACACGACAACAACAGCAACAAUAUCCACAACAACAGCAACAUCAUCACAGACUAUGCCCACUGGCAGCAAGUCCAGCGAUGUCAACUUUAAUUCAGCAUUGGCAAACACAGACUACGACAAACACAUGAGCGCCGGUAGCAGCAGCAGCAGCAGCAUACAUUUACCAUCCACCUUCAAUGGCACUUUGGAUUUUGGUGGUGCUGGUGGCGAACGGGUGCUCAAUGGCAGCGAAGACUUCGUUGAGAUGGAAGGCUGCAGCCGGGAUGGCAACUUUGGGCUUAAGCUCAUCUCGAUGAUACUCUAUGCGCUCGUUUGCAUUGUGGGUCUGUUCGGCAACACGCUGGUCAUCUAUGUGGUACUUCGCUUCUCCAAGAUGCAAACGGUGACCAACAUCUAUAUACUCAAUCUGGCCAUUGCAGACGAGUGUUUUCUGAUUGGCAUACCGUUUCUGCUGUACACGAUGCAGGUGGGCAACUGGCCCUUUGGCAAUUACAUGUGCAAGGCCUAUUUGGUGAGCACAUCGGUCACCCAGUUCACGUCGUCAAUAUUUCUGCUAAUCAUGUCGGCGGAUCGUUAUAUAGCCGUCUGCCAUCCGAUAUCGUCGCCACGCUAUCGCACUCCGUUCGUAUCCAAGCUGGUCUCCGCCGUGGCGUGGACUACAUCGGUGCUGCUGAUGCUGCCGGUGAUUCUGUUUGCCAGCACUGUGGAAUCGGCGCCGGGGCAUAUCUCGUGCAGCAUUGAAUGGCCGGAGGCACAGUCGGACUCGGUGUUCAUAUUGUAUUCGCUGGUGUUGGGCUUUGCGACGCCGCUGAUCUUCAUCAUGAUCUUCUACUGCCUGGUGAUACGCAAACUGCACACUGUCGGACCCAAGCACAAGAGCAAGGAGAAGAAGCGAUCGCAUCGCAAGGUGACCAAACUGGUGCUUACCGUGAUCACCGUGUACAUAAUGUGCUGGCUGCCCCAUUGGAUAUCGCAGGUGGCACUGAUUAACUCAACGCCCGGCUGCAAUUCCCGGCUACAGCUGGCCGUGUUUCUAGCCUGUGGCUGCCUCUCGUACUCCAAUUCGGCAAUGAACCCCAUACUGUAUGCCUUUCUCAGCGACAACUUCAAGAAGAGCUUCAUGAAGGCCUGCACCUGUGCGGCACGCAACGAUAUCAAUGCCCAGUUGCAGCUGGAGAACAGUUUCUUCCCCAAGUUUGGCAAGGGGCGGCAAUCGGAGCGUUUGAUCGGUGUCAAUGCCAACGCCGCAAACAGCAAGCACAACAAGAAGAAGGCUCUGGUCACCGCUCGGAACAAUAAUGCACCCAUUACAACAACCGCGACGACAACAACGACGGCAGGCACGGAUGUUGUCACCUCCACACAGCCAAUCGCACCACCUCCGAUCCCUCAGACAGUGACACCAGCAAAUGUUGCCCUGCUCGUUGUCAGUGCGGAGACCAACAACUUUAAGCCGCCCGUUCUCCACACGGAUUUAUAAGAGCGGGCUCCGGGAAUGCCGGUCGAGACGGUUGUGUUCAUUGCGCACAGAUGAAAGUGUCCAGGUGAGGUGCAGCUGAAGACGGACCUGAUUAGGGCACCGGAAUGCUUACUUUAGUGUAAGCAUUGAUAUUUCAUUAUGUAAGUCGUUCUGUUGUUGUCGCUUAACCCCGUCUCCAUUUGAUAUACUCCGAUAGGAUUAGGUUCAGAAAGUUAGCGAGGCAAGUUGGAAAAGAUUUAAUCUUUAAGUAAUACAUAUGUCAGAUCGGAGUAGGUCUUUGGCCAAAUAUUAUAACCAGUGAAAGACUUUGAUGAUAGUAUGCAAGUUGUGAAUAUACGAGAAAGAAACCAGAAAUCACACAAACUUGAUGUCUAGAUGUGAAAUGAAAUCCACGGGGAAUUAUUCAAGAAACAAUUCCACUGGAAAUAAAACAAAACAAAACAAAACAAAACAAAUAUCUUCACAUUUUCGAAUUAAAUUCCAAUGUGAUUAUGAAAUUGAAAAGGAAGACGAUUCACAGAUGUUCAUUAAGAAGAAGUGAACAACGAUUAACAUUAAAUACCAGUGUAUUUUUAAGCUUAUAUUUAUCCAAAAAAUGGUUUACACAUAGUGCGUAGUUAUUCAAUUAUGAAUGAAUAUUAAGAGAAUAAUA